Messenger RNA from Xiphophorus maculatus (southern platyfish), 1483 nucleotides. It is a transcript of the gene mob3c, whose product is annotated as MOB kinase activator 3C. The coding region runs from base 526 to 1176 and encodes 216 amino acids. Gene Ontology annotation, molecular function: protein kinase activator activity. NCBI's taxonomy places the organism in Eukaryota, Metazoa, Chordata, Actinopteri, Cyprinodontiformes, Poeciliidae. Gene Ontology annotation, cellular component: nucleus; cytoplasm. Gene Ontology annotation, biological process: positive regulation of protein phosphorylation; signal transduction. The transcript has 4 exons. The record is from RefSeq and is a predicted model, not a curated record.
AAAGAAAGAGGGCAGAGUCAUGCUUUGGGAAGCCUUCUUCUAUUUAAAUUUAUAGGUUCUCUACAAACACACCCACAUGUGGACAUACAUUCGUAUACAACAGAGGCUAGCAGACAAAGUCAGGAUGUGACAUCACCCACAGGAAGAAAAACCAAACAGUUUUUCUUUAUGCUUUUCUGUGUUGUCUGUGCUGCUGAGCAAAGUCAGAGCUCCACUCGGACUGCCGGUUGACCAUCAGAGAGGCAGGAUUGAGAGCAGCCAGAGAGGGAACAGCUGGCUCUGACUUCCACAGGGAGUACAAUCCUCUCUGAGCAACUUUCCACCACAUCCCAACCUCACCGCCGGGGGAUUUCAGUGAGAAAGGUUUCAGCUGGAAAUCUUCACAUGACAGACACAGACCCCUGGUAACCUGAACCAGGCUGCUCCCUCUCAUUCACUCAGGAAGGUCAGCUUUAUCAAACACAAACUUAUUCUUCAUUGUGGAGACCCUAAUCUCCCCUUAUCUUGGGGGAAGCGGCUGAGCCAAUGGCGCUGUGUCUCGGACAAGUGUUCAGCAAAGCCAAAACAUUCAGGCCUAGGAAGCGCUUUGAGCCAGGCACACAGCGCUUCGAACUCUACAAGAAGGCCCAGGCCUCGCUCAAGUCAGGUCUGGAUCUGAGGAAGGUGGUACAGCUGCCUGAGGGGGAGAACCUCAACGACUGGAUCGCGGUUCACGUGGUGGAUUUCUUCAACAGGAUCAACCUGAUCUAUGGCACCGUCAGCGAGUACUGCAGCGAGCGCACGUGCCCCAUCAUGUCUGGGGGUCUGAAGUACGAGUACAGAUGGCAGGAUGGUGAGGACUACAAGAAGCCCACCAAGCUGCCUGCCAUCAAGUACAUGAACCUGCUGAUGGACUGGAUAGAGUCUCUAAUCAACAAUGAGGACAUCUUCCCCACCAGAGUAGGUGUACCAUUUCCUAAGAACUUCCAGCAGGUGUGCAAAAAGAUCCUGAGCCGUCUCUUCAGGGUGUUUGUGCAUGUAUACAUCCAUCACUUUGACAGCAUCUGUAGCAUGGGCGCUGAGGCCCACAUCAACACCUGCUACAAACACUACUACUACUUCAUCUCAGAGUUCAGCCUCAUUGAUAACUCUGAACUGGAGCCUCUGAGGGAGAUGACAGAGAAGAUAUGUACUUGACGAGAAGCACAUGGACAAAGGAGUUUACACUAUGACGUUAUCUGAGCCCCCGGAGAAAACACCAUCUGUAAAACAUUCCAAAAGUUGGACAGUUUCAUGGAUUUCACUUAGCUUCCACUUUCCCUUGCAAAGAGAAGCUGCAUCUUCAGAGAUAGUGCACAUUUUGAGGUGCUGUAUCUUUAUACUUCUGUGUCCACCUUUGGCAAAAUGCCAAUGCAUUUUAUGUGGUUUUGCUUCAAGUUUGUGUUUUUAUGUGUUGUACUUGACAUAUGAACUUUUUUGGUUAUAAAUGUUUUUAUUAAACGUC